Molecule: messenger RNA, 1002 nt
Organism: Chelmon rostratus (copperband butterflyfish)
Lineage: Eukaryota; Metazoa; Chordata; Actinopteri; Chaetodontiformes; Chaetodontidae
Gene: chmp5b
Product: charged multivesicular body protein 5b
Exons: 8
Coding region: 87-749 (220 amino acids)
Biological process (GO): vesicle budding from membrane; late endosome to vacuole transport via multivesicular body sorting pathway
Cellular component (GO): multivesicular body
Source: RefSeq, a predicted model, not a curated record
CGGGUGUUUUUUCUUCGGCUGGACGGUGGACGGUGACAGUAAACUAACGCAGCUUUCUCGAGUGUUAAAGCUCUACUUUGGCCGAAAUGAACCGUAUAUUUGGCAGCUCGAAGCCCAAAGCUCCCCCGCCGAACCUUGCGGACUGUAUAGGAAAUGUUGAUUCUCGGUCAGAGUCCAUUGACAAGAAGAUCAGCAGACUAGACGCUGAACUUGUGAAAUACAAGGAUCAGAUGAAGAAGAUGAGAGAUGGGCCCUCAAAGAACAUGGUCAAGCAAAAGGCUAUGAGAGUUCUGAAGCAGAAGAGAAUGUAUGAGGGCCAGAGAGAUAAUCUCAUGCAGCAGUCGUUCAACAUGGAACAAGCAAACUACACUAUCCAGUCCCUUAAAGACACUAAAACCACAGUUGAUGCAAUGAAAGUCGGCCUCAAAGACAUGAAGAAAGCAUACAAGCAUGUGAAGAUUGACCAGAUUGAGGAUAUUCAAGAUCAGCUGGAGGACAUGAUGGAGGAUGCCAACGACAUCCAGGAGGCGCUGGGCAGAAGCUAUGGCACCCCUGAAAUUGAUGAAGACGACUUGGAAGCAGAGCUGGAUGCUUUGGGAGACGAGUUCCUAAUGGAUGACGACAGCUCCUACCUGGACGAGGCUUCAUCAGCUCCUUCCAUCCCAGAGGGCCUGCCUGGAGACAAGUCAACAAACAGGGACGGUGUUUUGGUGGACGAGUUUGGCCUUCCUCAGAUUCCUGCUACAUAAAGGAGCGAUCCUGCUGGUUUUCCAUGUAUCAUAGCCUUUUUAUAUUUAACCAACUGACACUCCCAGCUUUAGAGUGCUGUACUAAAAAUCAACCCUUUCUGACGAAUGAUGGAAACUAUAAGUUCUGGUAAUUAUUCUGUGAGUAAGCUCAUGUCAUACAUAUCUGAGGUGAUUGUUGGAAUCAGGACUAUCUUUGUACAGUUUCUGCAGUGAUGAGUUGCCAAAAACAAUAUAAACUAUUUUUCAAACAAUA